Triticum dicoccoides is the source of this 1698-nucleotide messenger RNA. RefSeq names its product notchless protein homolog. NCBI's taxonomy places the organism in Eukaryota, Viridiplantae, Streptophyta, Magnoliopsida, Poales, Poaceae. Gene Ontology annotation, cellular component: nucleolus. Gene Ontology annotation, biological process: ribosomal large subunit assembly. Gene Ontology annotation, molecular function: protein binding. The record is from RefSeq and is a predicted model, not a curated record. The transcript has 12 exons. The coding region runs from base 67 to 1509 and encodes 480 amino acids.
CUCCUCCUCCGCCGCCGCUUCUCCCCUCCCUUCCAAACCAGAGAAGAAAAAGAGAGAGAGGGAGAGAUGGACGCCGCCGCCGCCGCCGCCGCCGCCGGGAACGGCAGCAGCAGCAGCGUGAUGUGCCAGCUGGUGAGCGCGGAGGGGGAGCAGCUGGGCGCGGCGCUCUACCUGCCGCACAACGUCGGACCGCCGCAGCUCCAGGACAUCGUCAACCAACUACUGCACAACGAGGACAAGCUUCCCUACGCCUUCUACGUCGGCGAUGAGGAGCUCUCCCUCCAGCUCGGCGCCUUCAUGCAACGCAACAACGCCACCGCCGAGGUCACCCUGCGCAUCGUCUACCAGCCGCAGGCCGUCUUCCGCAUCAGGCCCGUCAACCGCUGCUCAGCCACAAUCGCAGGCCACACGGAGGCUGUAUUGGCCGUUUCUUUCAGCCCCGACGGGAGAUGCCUGGCUAGCGGUUCAGGCGACACCACCGUUCGCUUCUGGGACCUCAGCACACAGACCCCAUUGUACACAUGCAAAGGCCACAAAAAUUGGGUUCUCUGCAUUGCAUGGUCACCUGAUGGGAAACAUCUUGUUAGUGGAAGCAAGUCAGGAGAGCUUAUAUUAUGGGACCCCAAAACAGGCAAUCAAUUGGGCGCUCCUCUUACGGGACAUAGAAAGUGGAUUACUGCUGUAUCUUGGGAGCCAGUUCAUUUGCAAUCUCCUUCCCGCCGUUUUGUAAGUGCAAGUAAAGAUGGCGAUGCACGAAUCUGGGACAUUACCACGAAGAAGUGUGUUAUUUCCCUUUCAGGUCACACCAAUGCUGUGACCUGUGUCAAGUGGGGUGGAGACGGUUUGAUAUAUACAGGUUCUGAAGAUUGUUUAAUCAAAGUAUGGGAAACUACUCAAGGCAAGUUGGUCAAAACACUGCAGGGUCAUGGGCACUGGGUAAAUUCGCUUGCCUUGAGCACAGAAUAUGUUCUCCGCACUGGGGCAUAUGACCAUACCGGCAAGACAUUUUCAAGUCCAGAGGAAAUGAAAGAGGCAGCUCUUGCAAGAUAUGAGAAGAUGAGGGGUAAUGCUCCUGAGAGGCUGGUCUCUGGUUCAGAUGAUUUUACCAUGUUUCUUUGGGAACCAACGAUUAGCAAACAGCCGAAAGCUCGCAUGACUGGUCAUCAGAAGGUGGUGAACCAUGUCUACUUCUCCCCUGACGGGCAGUGGCUGGCGAGUGCCUCCUUUGACAAAUCAGUCAAGCUGUGGAACGGCAUCACGGGCAAGUUUGUCGCAGCUUUCCGAGGGCAUGUCGCGGAUGUGUACCAGAUCAGCUGGUCCGCCGACAGUCGGCUCCUACUGAGUGGAAGCAAGGAUUCGACCCUAAAGGUGUGGGAUAUCCGGGCGCGCAAGCUGAAGCAGGACCUGCCAGGGCACGCGGACGAGGUGUACGCCGUGGAUUGGAGCCCCGACGGCGAGAAGGUUGUCUCUGGUGGCAAAGACAGGGUCCUAAAGUUGUGGAUGAAUUAAGCUUGUACUAGUACGUAUCUACUACUUGUUGUCUGUUGGCGAGCAGAGACUUGGUGUGUUGGUCCGAUGAACUAAGACAGGCUUGUUGACAAAUGUGAUGUUCAAUGUAUUGAGCAUGUGGAUGAUGGGGGAGGAUAAGCCACAUGAUCAUGAAUGUUAAUUACUCUAGAUGCUCGUGUUAAAGUUUGA